AUGCAGAUGAUAUCAUUGCGCAACAUCGUAAAGACUAUGUUCCAUUUAUGUAAAAAGAAUCCACCUUUAGCCAUUGAAUUGAUUAGACCUAUUCUACCAAUAUUUAGUUACCUACUUACUAUUCGAAAUCAAAGCGUAAUUUCCAGUACCUGCUGGAUACUCGCUUACCUUACUGAUGGAUGCGAUGAUAACAUACAUGCAUUAUUGGAAACUGGCAUUCUACCGCAAGUUUUAGGAUGUCUGAUGUCGCAAGCAAAAAAUAUCUUUGUUCCAGCAUUGCGCACAGUUGCACAUAUAGUAGAAUCAGGUGAUACUUAUAAAACAAAUGCUGUAAUUUUCGCUGGAGGUUUGUCACAUCUUUAUACCUUGUUGCGAAAUUGUCUCGUCAACGGAGAUACUCGUAUUGUAGUGGAAAUUGUUUCGGCAAUCUACAAAAUGGUUAAUACCAAAGAACAAAUCCAAUGUGUAAUAGAUGCUGGUUUAUUAUCACCAUUGAUAGAAAUACUUGAAUGUGGAGCAGAAGAAGCACAAUAUAUAGUUGCAUGGACUGUAAUGGAUAUAAUAACGAUAGGAUCAAUUGAAAAUUUGAACGAAUUAAUAAAUGCCGGCUUGUUAUCAAUUUUUUGUAAUUUAUUGGAAGCAAAGAAUUACAAUAAUAUUAUUAAUGUCUUCGAUUGUCUAACUGAAAUCUUGCGUGCUGCAGAGAAAGUAGAACAAACAGAAAAAUUUAUCAUUAUGAUUAAAGAAGCUGGAAUAAUAGAUAAAAUAGAAACUAUUCAAUAUCAUCAUGAUGAUCUAAUUUAUAAAAUGGUUGUUAUAUAG
Molecule: messenger RNA, 822 nt
Organism: Atta colombica
Lineage: Eukaryota; Metazoa; Arthropoda; Insecta; Hymenoptera; Formicidae
Product: importin subunit alpha-8-like
Exons: 4
Coding region: 1-822 (273 amino acids)
Biological process (GO): NLS-bearing protein import into nucleus
Cellular component (GO): nucleus
Molecular function (GO): protein binding; nuclear import signal receptor activity
Source: RefSeq, a predicted model, not a curated record